AUGACUCUUUGGCUUCAUGAACGCGAGACAUAUCUUCUUGAGCUUAUCAGACUCGAAGGACGUGGAGACUACGCUUUCAGGAAAACUUGCCAAGGGCACAAUGAAUGUGCAUCUGAGCCUGCAUAUUGCUGCCAGGACUGUUUUGGUACAGAGCUUUACUGCCAGGAGUGUACCGUGAACAAGCACCGCGAAAACCCUCUGCACAAGAUUGAGUUUUGGAAUGGUUCCUUCUUCGAGGAUACCACACUCAAGAAUCUCGGUCUCCGGGUCCAGCUCGGCCACCCAGUUGGCGAACGAUGUUUCAACCUUUCGCGGGCCUAUGACGACGAUUUCGUCAUCCUGGACAUCAAUGGCGUCCAUGAACUCGCCCUCGACUUCUGUUCAUGCGAGAGUGCACUAAGUCAUGUUAAACAACUUCUGCGAGCUCGCUGGUAUCCUGCGACCAGUGCAGACCCGAAAUCAGCAGCAACGUUCCGUCUUCUCCAACAUUUCCACAUGCUUACUUUUGAGUCUAAAGCGUCUGCCUUUGAAUAUUGGCAAACGCUUGCGCGUCUCACUGAUAAUACAGGCAUCAAGCCAUGCAAGGUAAAUUAUACAUCUGAAUGCAAGUAUGGUUCGCUAACUAUAGAUUUGACAGGAUCGUUAUGA
Suillus clintonianus is the source of this 648-nucleotide messenger RNA. RefSeq lists its product as uncharacterized. The coding region runs from base 1 to 648 and encodes 215 amino acids. The transcript has 2 exons. The record is from RefSeq and is a predicted model, not a curated record. Lineage: Eukaryota; Fungi; Basidiomycota; Agaricomycetes; Boletales; Suillaceae.